UCAAAAUUAAUGAAAAAUCUAAUAUUGACUUAUUUCGCACUGACAUUAAUCUCUACUACAAGUCAUCGCGUAACUAAAUUUUAAAAUAAUCUAUAGCCGUCAGAUCUUCCGUUAGGCAUCGACUGCGAUUUCAGGAGAAUAAGACCGUUGGUGGAUUACCAAAGAGAGCUGAGAUUUCAAAAAUAUAAGACCGUUGAAGCGUCCCUUCCAUAGCUUUAAAGCAGGCGCCUAUCUCUUUUUCUCUAAGAAUCCUUCAAUCUCUACAGAGCGUGAGAGAGAGGGAAGAAAGUGAGAUCUCAGAAAGAUUAAGUAAGAUUCACGAAAAGCAAUCAGGGCAAGGCAGUAAGAAAGCGUUAGAGAUCUCAUUUUGUAAUUCUUAUCAUAAGGGAAUGGCUUCAAGAAACGGUGCUCAAUUGCAUAACAGAGAGGCAAUAAACGGUGGACAAAAGCAAAAGAACAUGGCGGCCGCUGGGGCAGAUGGAAGGAACCGCAGAGCUCUUGGUGAUAUUGGAAAUCUGGUUACAAUUCGAGGAGGGGCUGAAGGCGGCAAGGUUAAGAUUCCUCAGGUUUCUCGCCCUCUCACUAGAGGCUUUUGUGCUCAACUUCUUGCCAAUGCACAAGCUAACGCUGACAACAAGAACAAGAAACAUAUGGCUGUAAAUCUUGAUCAAGGAGAAUUUCCUGCAAGAAUCCCAAGAAAGCCUCAUCUGAAGAAACCUUCUAUUCCAACUUCAAAUCCUCCCAAUCCUGAGGAGGUGAUUGUAAUCAGCCCUGGCACCGCAGAUCAGAAAGACAAGAAGAAGUUUCCCAAAAAAUCAUCCUCUGAUGAUGGUUCAUCUUACAAGACUUCCUAUACUUCAACUCUCACUGCUCGAAGCAAGGCUGCUUGUGGACUCAAGAGCAUAAAAAAACCUAAUGUGUUCAUUCAAGAUAUUGAUGCUGGGGACGAAUACAAUGAAUUGGCAGUUGUUGAGUAUGUAGAAGACAUCUACAAGUACUACAAGGAAGCUGAGAAUGAAAACAGGGUUUGUGAUUACAUGAAGUCACAACCGGAGAUCAAUGAGAGGAUGAGAGCAAUAUUGGUUGACUGGUUGACUGAAGUCCACCACAAAUUCGAACUGACAUCAGAGACUCUAUACCUGACAUUCAACAUUGUGGACAGAUACCUGGCAUCAAAGGCAACAGCAAGGAAGGAUCUGCAGUUAGUCGGGAUUAGUGCCAUGCUUAUAGCUUCCAAGUACGAAGAAAUCUGGGCCCCAGAAGUCAACGACUUUGUGUGCAUCUCAGACAGGGCGUACACACAUGAACAAGUCCUGCAGAUGGAGAAGCUGAUUCUUGGGGAGCUGGAAUGGUACCUGACCGUCCCAACCCCAUACGUUUUCCUCGUGCGGUUCAUUAAGGCUUCCUCUGGUGCGGUCCCUGAUUCAGAAAUGGAGAACAUGGUCUACUUUCUGGCAGAGCUGGGGAUGAUGAAUUAUGCGGCCGCCGUCAUUCACUGCCCGUCGAUGAUCGCUGCGUCGGCGGUGUAUGCUGCUAGGUGUGCGUUGAACAGAACUCCGGCUUGGAAUGAUACGCUGAGAGUUCACACCGGAUUCUCUGAGGGGCAACUGAUGGGCUGCGCCAAGCUGCUGGUUGGUUACCAUCUGGAGGCUGCUAAUCACAAGCUGAGAGUCAUCUUCAAGAAAUACUCCCUUCCCCAGAGAGAUGCCGUUGCUGUUCUUCCACCUGCCAAGUCUCUCUUGGCGCCUGCUGCUGCUACAUGAAAAAGUUGUGAAUUUGCACAAAAAAUGAUCUCUUUGAUCAUUUGCUUAACAUUCAAGACUGCCAUUGUGUUUUAUAGUUCAGAUGUUGUCUUUUACUUCUAUUUCAUUAUUCUUUUGACUGGAUUCUGAAAUUUGAUUGAAGAAUUUUAUCCUUUUUUAUCAUUCUUACUAUUAUUGAUUACUGAUGAUUACUGGUUAAGGGUUUGUUGUAGACUUGUGGGGAGUUGAACUUCGAAGAAAAUUAGUACACUUUUAGCCGUUUAGGUUUGGGCAUUUAUUGUAACAAAUGGGCUAUUUUUUAACCCUUUGUGAACCCAUGCCGCGCGAUUGUCAAAGGGAGAAUGAACUUCAAGGUGUACCUUUUUUUUUAUACCAUCCAGUCAUCUCCUCUAGAAAGGGCUCGAAGAGAAUGAAACAUCGAGUGGUGUCCAUUUUCAUAUGCAUUAUUGCUUAU
Cuscuta epithymum is the source of this 2217-nucleotide messenger RNA. NCBI's taxonomy places the organism in Eukaryota, Viridiplantae, Streptophyta, Magnoliopsida, Solanales, Convolvulaceae. The record is from the annotation of a GenBank genome assembly.